AUGAAGCUUCUCAUCCUGGCCGCUCUGGUCGGCUUUGUAUCCGCUGGGGUACACCAAAUUACCUUGACCAAAAUCCAAUCCAAGAAGGAUAAGAUGAUCAAGGCUGGUACCUGGAAGGAGUACAUUGCCAAGAAGAACGAGCAAAGAGCUAGCAUUAUCAGAUCCAACGGAGCCGUUGUUCCUGAGAAUGUUAAUGACUACGAAGAUGAAGCUUACAUCGGAAACAUUACCAUUGGAUCUAACCAACAAACUUUCCAAGUCAUCCUUGAUACUGGUUCUUCAAACCUCUGGGUUCCUGACAAAACUUGUGGAGUCACCCAUGGAGAUUGCACUCAGAAGAAGUGUGGCCCUGGACUCUGCGCUUUGGAAUGCGACGACCAAUCUUGCUGUGGAAGUGGAUCCGAAAACCCAUGUGAUAACAAGCACAAGUUUGAUUCUUCUGCUUCUUCCACCUAUGUUGCCAACGGAAAGGCAUUCAAGAUCCAAUACGGAACUGGAUCCGCUGUCGGUUUCCUCGGAACUGAUACUGUCAGAUUCGGAGAUCAGGGAACUCAGCAACUUGUUGUUCCACAAACCACUUUCGGUCAAUCCACCAGCUUGGCUCAAUUCUUCGCUGAUCAACCAAUUGAUGGAAUUCUUGGACUCGCUUUCCAAAGUAUUGCCGUUGAUGGUAUUACACCACCAUUCAUUAACGCUGUUAAUCAAGGUCUUGUUGAUCAACCUCUUUUCACUGUUUUCCUCGAGCACGUCGGAGCUAAGGACAAUGUCUACGGAGGAGUUUACACUUACGGAGGAAUUGAUACUACUAACUGUGGUCCAGUGAUCGCUUACCAAUCUUUGUCUUCUCAGACAUACUGGCAAUUCAAGAUGGAUGCUAUCGGAAGCGGUAACUACAAAUCCAGCAAGGGAUGGCAAGUAAUCUCUGACACUGGUACUUCCUUGAUCGGAGGACCAAAGGCUGUUAUUGCCGGAAUCGCUAACGCUGUUGGAGCCACCUUCGUUGCCGAUUAUGAUAUGUACAGCUUGCCAUGCAACGCUACUAUCCCAACUGUUGACAUCACUAUUGGAGGAAAGACUUACAGCAUUGACAGCCGCAACUCCAUUGUUCCUGGAGAUGAAACCACUUGCUUCUUCGCUCUCUUCCCAUACAACAGCUUCGGUUUCGGUCCAGGUUGGAUUCUUGGUGAUCCAUGGAUUCGUCAAUACUGUAACAUCUAUGAUGUUGGAAAGAGCAGAAUCGGAUUCGCUCCUUCUCUCCAGAAGAACUAA
Molecule: messenger RNA, 1269 nt
Organism: Auanema sp. JU1783
Lineage: Eukaryota; Metazoa; Nematoda; Chromadorea; Rhabditida; Rhabditidae
Source: the annotation of a GenBank genome assembly